This is a messenger RNA of Vidua macroura (Pin-tailed whydah), 3691 nucleotides long. RefSeq names its product ubiquitin fold modifier 1 (gene UFM1). Bases 1258 to 1515 code for a protein of 85 amino acids. Gene Ontology annotation, cellular component: cytoplasm; nucleus. NCBI's taxonomy places the organism in Eukaryota, Metazoa, Chordata, Aves, Passeriformes, Viduidae. Gene Ontology annotation, biological process: protein K69-linked ufmylation. The transcript has 6 exons. The record is from RefSeq and is a predicted model, not a curated record.
ACAUACCAGAGUUGAAAACUCAGUCAUCAUCUGCAGUAGCAGAUAAAUGAGUAUUAAAGACAAAAACUAUUUUGCAGUUCUAUGCCACAAAUUGAUUUGUCAAGUCAUAGACAAACAAAACUGGAACCUACUGUUUUUCCACCAUAAAAGUAUCCAUCACUAUCCAAACAAAACUCCAGUUCAAGCUCCCUCGUCACAAGGAAGAUGUGAUCAGUUUUAAAUAUUAAGGGGAAUUUGCAUUCACUUUUGCCUGCAUAACAAGCAUCUGCAGACUAUUUUGAUUUGAGAGCAAAACAGGAUCACAAAAUUAUUAGGGUUGGAAAGGACCUCUGGAGAUCAUCCACUCCCCCUAAAACAGAUUACACAGGAAUAUGUCCAGGUGGGUUUUGAAUGUCUCCAGAAUGGGAAACUCCACGGUUUCCCUGGACAGCCUGUUCCAGUGCUCCGCAACCCUCAAUGUAAAGAAGUUGUUCCUCAUGUCGAGAUGGAACUUCCUGUGUUUCAGUUCCUGGCCGUCGCUCCUCACCCCAUCGCUGGGCACCACUGAGAAGUCUGGCACCAUUCUACUGGCACUCCUCUUUGCGUAUUUAUAUGCGUUAAUGAGAUCCCCUCUCAGUCAUUUCUCCAGACCGAACAGGCCCAGCUCUCCUCUCUCUCUCUCCUAAGAUGCUCCAGACCCUUCAGCAUUUUUGUGCUCUUGCGCUGGACCCUCUCCAUGAGCCCCUUGCUUCUUGCACUGAGGACUCCACCACUGGGCACAGCACACCAGAUGUAGUCUCCGGUUACCAAACGCCGCACUCAUACAUACUCCCUGUAUGACCACAGCCCGCCGAUCCCGCACUCCCGGCCCGAUCCCGUUCCCCAUCCUUAUCGCUAUCCCGGCCCCGCUCCCUCCACGUCCCGCCUGCGUCUCCCUGCAGCGCCUACGGAAGCGCCGGGCAGCCCCGGUGCCGAGAUCCUCCUACCUCGGCCGGGGCCCUACCUCGGCCGCGGAACAGCCAGUGCCACUGCCUCAGUAGAAAUCCUCCCCGCCCUUCUCCGCUGCACCUCGCCCACACCUCAGACUCACUGCUUCCCAGCUACAGUAAGGCACUGAGGAAGAACACGGCUGCUCCCUGCCUCACAGCGGGUCGGCGGGGCAUGCUAUCUUCCCUUUGAGGCCAGGCGCGCCUCAGGCAGCUCAGGACCGGGCGAAGGCCCCCGUGCUGCGGGCGGCGCUGACGUGUCGGAGGGAGCGGCGGCGGCCCCGGCAGCACCAUGUCCAAGGUCACCUUUAAAGUGACGCUCACCUCGGACCCCCGGUUGCCUUACAAAGUGUUGAGUGUGCCUGAGAGCACACCUUUCACAGCUGUCCUCAAGUUUGCUGCAGAAGAAUUCAAAGUUCCUGCAGCAACAAGUGCCAUUAUAACAAAUGAUGGCAUAGGAAUAAACCCUGCACAGACAGCAGGAAAUGUGUUUCUAAAGCAUGGUUCAGAUCUACGGCUCAUUCCCAGAGAUCGUGUUGGGAGCUCAUAACAUCUCCUGAAAGCUAGGAAAUAGGUGUCAUUGCUGUGCAGCAGAGGUCUAUUUAUUUUGGAACUCCAAAAUGCAACUGAUGAAUUGGAUUUUUUAAAGCAAGCAGAAAUGACUUCCCAGGAUUUGAUUUUUUUCUUUGGAAACAGGGAUAAAGAUUCAUUUUCCUGUUAAAAUACAUUAACUCAUCCACUGAUUCUUCCCUGACUAGUAGAACAGGCUGAUUGCAUGUUAUGUUGCUGUAAGAAAGGCAGACUUCUCUCCACCAUGUGGAGAGACACCAUGUGGUGUUAUUGACACCACAAGAGUAAACAUAGCCACCAUUGAUACUUAAAAUACUGGAUAUUGUCGAGCCUACUUCAUGAAAGGGAAAACUGUGUUAUGAUGUUGCUACAAAGAAAUUAUUCCUACUGUGUGCUAAAAGUUGGGGUUUUUCCUGUAUUUUUUUUUCUAGUUAUUUCUAUGUUCAGGGGAACAGCUUUCACCUGGUUCAAGUAUUGAUCUCAAGUAGAGGGGAGAUUUCAGGAGGUUAUUACUCAAAUAAGAAAACAGCUGCCAAAUAUUCCAAAGUAAUUCUUAAGUUUUAAUUGCUGUAAGUAUUUGAUAUAAAGGAGAAUACAGAGAUUUUUGUGUUUUAAGACUUCAUUUGGACAUACUGUGAAGUUAAAUUAAAUUAAAAUUCAGAGAAUUUGUGAGACCUAGUCUCCUCACAUGAAGUGCCAUCAUCACGGAAGGAUUGCAGUGUAAUUUGGGAAUGUGUAGACUGGUCAAAUAUGUCAUUCCUUUUUCAGUAAACUAAUACUGGUUCUUUCCAGAAGUCUUGGUUUUGUUGCUGCCUGUUACACAGAAAACAUCAUAGAAUUCACUGAAAUAUUUUUGUUCAGAUUAGAAAUUGCCAUGUGUAAACUAUCAGUUGUGUAUUUUAAGUAGAGAAAUUGCUGCUUUUCUUGAACUGGUUGUCUAUGCUGUGAUUCAAUGUAUUUGGCAAAAUCUUACCAUAUUGCAUUUUUUUCUGUUCUACUGAGUUGAACGGAAGGAACAAUGGGUAUUGUAGUGCUUGGUUAAAUGAGUAUUCUCACAAAUACAACUGUCCUGUGCAAUCAUCAUGCUUUAGCAAGAUGUUCAGAUAAUGUGUCAGAUAAUGCAGAAGUACAAAAUGCCCUUCUGAGUGGGUGUAAGCUCAGGAAGUAAAGAAAAACUCUCCAGAAAUCAAUAUUUGCCUAUAAGUAGCUUCCAAAUUUAAGAUAAACUGUAAAAUUCCAUAUUUUUCUUUACUUUAAUAAACAAUUAAAUGAAAAAGUGCAAAUGCUGUUCCUCUCCUAUUCUUAGAGUUUGACAAUAAUUAAAAACUGUUCCCGUUAAUUAUUCAGUAUGCUUUGGGAUUCAUUUUGAGCCAAAAGAUAGUUAUUAUGCAGAAUUCUACGGAACACUGCCCCAAGGGCAGAGUGCCUUGUUUUUUGUUAGUCUAAUGCCACAAUAUAAUUAGUAUGAGCAAAAUUAAUUGCUUGUAAUUUUUAGCUGCAAAUCUCAUGACUGAAUGCUUGAGAAAGCACCUGAUAUUGGAAUAUAACAAACAGGAAUAUUUUUUUUUCUGUCUAAAGGUGCAGUGUUUUUGAAAGGGAAUCAUGGUUAAUUGCAUUUUGAAACUAGGAUGCUCUGAUGUUUAUAUAAUUGAGGGUUAUGUAAAAAUUAUUUCAUGUGGUGGCUAACAUUUCUCACACUGUUACUUAGGUUAUAACAGAGCAUAAAGUAUUUGACAUACUGCAUUGCAGGUAGUUUAUGUAACAUGCUAAGAAUUUGUUAAUUUGGAAAAAUAACUGGUAUUUUUAGUACUCCGUUCAUUACACCUUUGUCUCAGUAUAGCCUGUAAAAUCUGAACAUGGCUUUUCUGUUUGGUAAAGAGACGAUUUCAGUGCUAAAACAUAUUUACCAAAGCUUUGCAAGCUGACUUGACCUCUGCAAGUUCAUGUUGUUAAGUCAUGUUUGACACGGUUGAAUAGGCAACUUUUAGUUUCUAGGGCUUGGGAGUUGUUAGAAGAUCCUGGAAAUGCUGUGCUCCCCGAUUAGUACCUGUCUGUCUGUCCAUACUUUAUGGUGUACUUUGGAAAUCAACUCUACCUGGCAGUUGUGUUGUUUUCAGUUCUAAUUAUAACCGGAAUGGUAUUAAAAGAUUUUUUUG